AUGAUCAGGGAAAAUUCUCUUCAUCAUGCAGCACAAAAUAAUAGUAAAGAAACAGCCGAACUUCUUAUUUCACAUGGUGCAAAUAUCAAUGAAAAAGAUAAUGAUGGAGAAAUCUCACUUCAUAUUGCAAUAGAUAAAGAUAGUAAAGAAAAAUCAGAGCUUCUUCAACUUACAACAUAUAAUGGUAGUAAAGAAAUCGCUACACCUCUUAUUUCACAAACAAAUUAA
Messenger RNA from Trichomonas vaginalis G3, 228 nucleotides. Its product is annotated as Ankyrin repeat family. Gene Ontology annotation, molecular function: protein binding; transcription cis-regulatory region binding. The transcript has a single exon. Gene Ontology annotation, cellular component: nucleus. Lineage: Eukaryota; Parabasalia; Trichomonadida; Trichomonadidae. Bases 1 to 228 code for a protein of 75 amino acids. Gene Ontology annotation, biological process: positive regulation of transcription by RNA polymerase II. The record is from RefSeq and is a predicted model, not a curated record.